AUGAUAGUUGGAAAAAGAGAUCAUCACCAGAGAAUGGAGAUGGCAAAACCUUUGAGAUCAUUGAUUGAUAAAUUAACUACAUGCGAUAUCAAUGAGUUGCCACAAUAUUUACAAGAGAAUUUCAAAUGGCAAAGACCUAGAGGUGAUUUGAUUCAUUGGAUACCAUUAUUAAAUCGGUUUGACGAGAUUUUUGAACAGAAAAUUGAAAAAUACGGGUUAGAUAAAGACAAUGUAAAAUUGCUGUUAGUUUCACCUGAAGAUGAACGUCUUAUUGUUUCCUGUCUUCAAUUCACUUAUAUCUUGUUGGAUCAUUGUUUUGAUAAACAGGUUUAUUCAAGUAGUGAAAGAAUCUACGCAUUGAUCAACUCAUCAUCUUUGGAAAUUAGAUUGAGAGCAUUGGAAGUGGGUAUUGUCCUUGCAGAAAAAUUUGUUCAAACUACUUCGUCAAGGUUUUCUGCGCCUAAACCUGUUAGAAACAAAGUUUUGGAAAUUGCUAAAUCUUUCCCUCCAUUGGUUCCUAUUGAUAGUACAUUGAAACAAUUAGCCGAAAAUAAGAAAAAUAAUAACCACAGAGAUACUGAUGAAAAGCCUAGUAUUAUUGGUGAUCAUUAUAACUUUGUCUAUACAUUGGAUCCAGAGAAAAAAUAUCCAAGCAAAUGGAAAAGUAUAAAUUACCAAUACUACAAAUCAGUACCUAAUACUCCAACUUUAAAUAAAAAUGCAUCGAAACUGAAAUCUAAUGAUAAAAAGAAGGAAGAUACAGUAACUGAAGGGUUACACAUAUUUCAUUUACCUGAAGAAUCAGUGAGAAAAUUGACUGUUCAACAAUUGUUCGAAAAAGGUAUGGAAGUUUUACCUCCGGAAUCUUGGUUUUGUUUUGGUAUACACGCUCAAAUGACUAAAUCAUUCAACUCUACAAGCAGUGAUGCCAUGCAGUUGAGAGAAAAAUUGAUUCAAAUUAAAUGUCUAGCAGUUGGAUUUACUUGUUGUAUGUUAUCAUCUCAAGUCACUUCAACAAAAUUAUUUGAAACUGAACCAUAUAUCUUUAGCUUUUUAGUCGAAGCAAUACUGCCAGAAAACUCAUCUUUGGUUUCAAGAGACGUUUACUUUGCUGCCAUAAGAGCUCUAGAGUGCAUAUCUUUCAAAAAAGUUUGGGGUGCAGAGUUGAUUCGUACAAUGGGAGGUAAUGUGAGUCAUGGGAUCCUAUUCCAAUGCUUAAGACACAUUUGGAAAAUGGUCAAAGAUCAGAAAGAAGACUAUUUUGAAGAAGGGUACAUUCACUUUUUCAACUUGAUAGGAAAUUUGAUUAGCAACAAAAGUUUGGUUCCUAAAUUAACUGCUGGUGGUAUUCUUGACGAUUUGAUGCCAUUUUUGAACUUACCCACUAAAUAUCGUUGGAGCUGUUCUGCUGCAGUUCAUUUGAUUACCAUGUACCUAGCUUCCGCCAAGGAUUCUCUUGAUGAAUUUGUUACUAAUGAUGGUUUCACUUUGUUGAUCGGUAACAUUAGACGUGAAGUUGAUUUUGCAUUAGAAAAUCCUGAAUUUGGUGGCGGGGCACCAAAAGAUGCUAUUGUCUAUUAUUCGAUCACUUUGAGACAAGCAAACUAUAUCCGCAAUUUGAUGAAACUAGUAGCAGAUCUUAUACAAUCAGAUCUGGGUGAUAGAUUGAGAAAUUUGUUUGACUCACCCUUACUUGAAAGUUUCAAUAAAGUAUUAACACAUCCCCAUGUUUUUGGCCCAUCUAUUUUGGCGGCCACAAUUGAUUCGGUUUUCUUUAUUAUUCAUAAUGAACCAACAGCAUUUUCUAUUUUAAAUGAGGCGAAAGUUAUUGACACCAUAUUGGAUAACUACGAGAGUUUGUUUUUACCAUCUGGUCCAUUACUCCAAAUAUUACCCGAAGUAUUAGGAGCCAUUUGUUUGAAUAAUGAAGGAUUAAAUAAAGUGAAAGACAAAAAACUCAUACAGGUUUUCUUCAAGUCAUUCUACAACUUGAAUAAUGCCAAAGAGUUGGUUAGAACAGAGCUGUCGACUAAUUUAGGUUGUUCCCUUGAUGAGUUGGGAAGACAUUAUACAUCUCUUAAACCUAUAAUUUUGCAACAACUCCUGGAGCUAAUUGAGAAUAUGAGUGAAUAUGUCAAUCAACGCUUGCCAGGUAUUGAGUUUUAUACAUCAGACUCGGGCUCUUUGUUUUCAGGUAAGGGCGAUGACUCACCAGUCAAAGUUGAAAAUGGUAAAGAGAUCACUAGCUGGGAGAAUGAGGAUUCUGCAUAUUUGCUUGAUAAUGUUUUUAACUUUCUUGGUGGGUUGUUACAGGAUAGUGGCCAAUGGGGUACAGAUGUUAUUCAGAAAAUUAGCUUCAAAUCAUGGAUCAAAUUAUUGACAUUGCGUAACGCACCAUGGGAUUAUUCAAUGUCAAAUGGUAUUGUUUCAUUUAUGGGGAUUUUGAAAUAUUUUGACGACGAAAAAAGAGAAUAUGGCUUACCUGUUAUUAUUGAAGAAUUGGACAAGACCCUUAAAUUGGAUUCCGUACUAUCUUAUAUCAAAUACAAGGGAGAAGUGUCAUAUUUUGAAACCAUUGAACCUCAACAAGCUACUAUCCUUUUACAAGAUUUGAAUAUAAUAAACGUCUUGUUGUAUUCUUUAACGGAAAUUUACAUUAACUUGGGGCUGUUAUUCAAUGAAAGAUUAGGUCAAAUAGUCAGCCUUUUUUCGAAUUCAAAUUUGUUAAUGAAUUUGGUCCAACUAUUGGAGAGAUCUAUAAUUGAAGAAGCCAUUAUUGUAUCAAAUACACCGGAUGAAGUGUUAAAGAUGACGCACAAUUUUCCUAACGAUAGUCCACCAUUACAAAUAAAUGUCUGUGACCCUUCAGAAAUCAAAGCGGAUACUAAAGGUACAAGUGCUAAAUUCAAAAAUACUUUGCAGUUGAGAACUGGAAGUUAUUACUUUCGUGGCUACAUCCCGUUAAUUUUGGCUUCUGUGGUUAGGUCAUGCAUACCAAAGAGACAGGAUCAUGCAGAAGGACAAGCAAGACAGGAUGCAGUAGAAAUUCUUUUAUCAUUGGGAAAAGAAUUUACAGAUUCCAUUGGCAGAAAAUUCAACAAUUCCUACUAUGAGGAGAGUUUUAUUUUGAAUAUUGCUUAUGUUGCCCUUUACAUUUUGAAUCAAAAAGAACGUAGCAAAGACCAAGUAUAUACCCCUUUUGCUAUCUCUCUUUUCCAAAAUGGAUUUUUCAAAGUUGCUGAAGCCACCUGUAUCUCAUUAUGGAACAAAUUGUUGAUCAUGGACCCUGAAUUAGCCUCAGCCACAUUAGACUUGAAAUAUAUCAGUACUCAAGAGAGUAGUAUCAUCAAAAAUGCAUUAGGACAAAUUCUCAUGAUUUUUGCUAAAACUGUGAAUCACGAAAAUAUUCCUAAUGUGCCAUUCGCCAAGUUUUACUUUUACCAAGGAUUUGAAUCUAAUAUAGAACAGUCUUUGACUUCAGCAUUAUUGUUGCAAAUUAGAAGUGUUGCUUUAUCAUUAGUCGAGCAUACUGUCGGUUCAAAAUCUCAGUUAACAGGCACAAAUAAGCAUCCAGAUAAUGUCCCAACUCCAUUAAUUGAACAAAUAGCCGUUAUUAUUAAGGAUAUAUUUGUUGGCAAGAAAGAACUAAGUGACAGUGAAUUUAUCCCCUUUGAUACGAGGAACAUUAGUCCACCACUGGAUCAAUUUGCUUAUUUGAUUUCACUUGGUAUGUCGGAAGAUCAAGCAGCACAUUUUUUUGAACACGGAUGUAAUUUGAGUGAUAUUGCGUCAGGAAAAUUUCUUAGAUGUGUUGAAAUUGAUUUGAAAGAAGAACAAUGGCAAUCUAUUGCUGAAUCUAUUAGAGAUGAAAAAAUUGAUUUCUCCAUUGAUUUUGAGAAAUUCAAACUGACAAAGGAUAUUUUGAAAGAAAGAAAAGCUGUAGACUUUGAAAAUAUAUGGAUGAAUAUUGCUCAACUGUUUCCAAAGUCUAUUCUGUUCAUUUCAGAUUUUAUAAUGUUGGUUUCCUAUAAAGAGUUUUAUGAUGAAAUGUUGGAUUAUACACCAAAAAUCAAAUGGCCAAUUGAAGACAAAGAAUUGUUUGGGAUCAAUUUGUACAUAAUUGCUCUCUUGCUUCAAACUGGAAAGCCACAUAUUCAUAGACGCGAUAUAAUGUUGAAUGCUCAGACUUUGAUUAAUCCUGAUAUUAUUAGUACCGACACGGUCAAUGAAAAAUUCUUCCCAAGUUUGUUAUUGGUAUUGGAACGAAUGAUGAUUCUCUUGGAGGAGCCUGAACAUGAAAUGGCACCUGAGUUACCUUUUACAAUACAGAAAAAAAAGGAAUUUGAUGUUGCCACUAAGGAAUUCAAAGCUAAAACAUUUGAUUUAUUGGUGAAGCUUGAAGUUAAGGAUAAUUUGGAAUCCGCGUAUGGUCUAGCACGUGUCCUUGUGUUGUAUGCCAGAGACAAAAGUUAUGCUGAUAGACUUGCUGGAUCGCAAAUUCUUAAAGAUUUACUCAAGUUGGUUAGAACAAAUGUUAAGAGGAAAACUGUCAUUGAAGCAUUGAGGACUAGUGUUAUCUUGAUUUUCCGUUACUGCUUUGAAACAAGUAGGAUGGCAGAAAAUAUCAUGAAUAUUGAAGUGACUGCAUUGUUUAAUAAUCCUAUACGUCAAAUUAAAGAUCUUCACGCUUGUUUGAGAGAAAGCGCACCUUUGGUAUUUCGAGACAUUGAUAUGGCUGUUGGAGUUAUUUGUAAUAAUAUUUUGCUCGAAGGAUAUACAGGCGAAGAAUCUUAUCUGAGCAAGAUUGCAAUAAGAAAGAGAAAGAACGAUGAGUUGCUGCAAGAUGUUGAAAUGAGCGAGCCUGAAGAAUCGAAGCCAUUGGUUUCUACUACGAUCAUAAACCAGCUUUUAUCGGAAUUGAUGAGUGCUAUCAAAACAGAUUGGUUGUCUGAUCCAUCAACCGUUGAAGAAAAAAAAGAUACAAAAAAAUCAACUGUCGAUUUGUUUGCUAACGAGAAGUUUUCGUAUGUAUGUUUUCUUCUUAAAACAAUAGCAGAAUUGGUUGGUUCAUACAAACAAGCCAAGUUGGAGUUUUUGACAUUUUCGAAAAAGACUCAAGAAGAAGUCAAACCAAGAGCAACUGCAUUAAAUUUUUUCAUUCAUCAAUUGAUACCUACUCAUCUGUUGGAGUCAUCAACAGGGGCAGAGUUUGAAAGACGAUGUGCUAUUUCGUCCAUUGCAAAAAUGUGUCUUUUGAGUUUGGUUUCUUCUACAAUUUCAGGUGAUAAUGACAGUUCUAAAGCAAAAAAGGAAGAUGCUGAUUUGGCAUUAAUUAGAAGGUUUGUUGUUGAUUUGAUGAUGAAAAUCUUGAAAGAUGUUUCUCAGCUGAACACCUUAGGAUCUAUCAAAUACGGGAAAUUGUUGGAUUUGUUUGAAUUGAGUGGUCUGUUGAUUUCAACUAAAUUCAGAGAUUCAGUUGGACCAUUGUUGAAUAAACAAGCAACACAAUAUGACCAAUUUCACAUUAGUAAAAUAUAUAUUGAAAAACAAGUGCCCAAUUUGUUAACCAAUUUAAUUGCUGAAUUUGAUUUGAAUUUUCCUCAAAUUGAUAAGGUGGUUAAGGCUGCUUUGAAGCCAAUGACAUUCUUGGGGAAAAGUAAAGUCGAGUAUGAAGAACUUUUUGCUGGUGAUGCGAAUCAAGGUGAUCAUAAUGACGACGAUGAUAAUUUGCCAGAGGACGUGGACUAUCAUGAAGAAACGCCAGAUUUGUUUAGAAAUUCUACUUUGGGAAUGUAUGAUGUUGAGAGUGAGGGUGACGAUGAGUUUUAUGAUGCCGAGGAUCCCGUUGAUGCCAUGAUGACUGGUGAGGAUUUAUCGGGUGCUAGUGACGAUGGUGAUGAUGAUGACGACGAAGAUGAUGAUGGUGACGACGAUAUUGAUGAUAUGUCUUCUGAACUAUCUGCCAUUGACUCGGACUUGGAUGGCGGAGAUAAUGCCGAUGAUAUAGAAAUGGAGAUAGAAGUGGACCCGUAUGAUGACGAAAGGGGCUCUGAGGAUAUUGAUGAAGACGCAUCUGAUAUGGAGGAUAUCGAGAUAAUUGAUGAUUUGGAUUUGGUAUCGCAGACUGACGGUGACGAUGACGGUGACGAUGAUGAUGGCCGCGAUGAUGAAGAAGAUAGCUCCUCUUGGGAUGAUGAUGAAAUGAGUGAGUAUGAUGAAGAUGAAUUAGAUGGCUGGAUCGAGCAAUUAGAUGAUAGUGAAGAUUCAAACGAUGAGGUGCAGAGUCGUAGAAGACCUCGGGAUCCCUUUACUUCUUUGAAUAAUGAUGCAGAAUCUGGUUUGAGGCAACGUUUGUUUCUAGACGGAGAGGCGGAUUUUGAUGAUGAUAAUGCUAUUGAAUCAGAUGGGGAAUUGAGUGAAAUGGACUCGAGACUGGAUUUUGAGGUUAGGAUGGUGACCCCAAGUAGAGGUAGAAGAAGGAGAAUUCUCGACCGAGCUGAUUUUAAUGAGUUGGAAAGAGCUUCCCCGGCAUUGAGUGUAUUGCUUGAUGGAUUAUUCCGUGAUCGGAAUUUUGGAUCAAUUGAAAUAUCACGAUAUGAACAUUUAAACCACGAUACAAGUACUAUAGGUCGGUUAUUCGAGAACAUGAUGCAUUUAGGUCGUGUUUCAAAGCAUUCUAAUCAAGAUAACAAAUUACAUAUCAAGUCGACUUUGGAACGUUGGUCAGAUGUUUUGAAAAUGUAUUAUCCUAGAGAUGGUGGUGAUCUAGUCUAUCCAUUGACUACUACAAUUAUCGGUAGGAUUAAAGAUGAAAGUCAAGCUAUUGCUAAUCGUAAAAAAGAAGAGCAAGAGAAAGCAAAGAAGGAACGAGAAGAAAAAAGACGCAAACAGUUGGAAGAAGAAGAAAAAAGACGUCAAGAGGAAUCUCGUCAGCGUCAAGAAAGUACAGCUAAUGUGCCUGAAAGAGAGCCUGUUAUGGUUCGAAUUGGAGAUAGAGAUGUUGACAUUAGUGGAACUGAAAUCGAUCGUGAUUAUAUUGAAGCAUUGCCUGAGGAUAUGAGAGAGGAAGUCUUUGCUCUGUACGUACGAGAAAGAAGGGCAAAUGCCUCGUCUACGGAUACAGAUGUUCGUGAAAUUGAUCCUGACUUUUUAGAUGCCUUGCCGGACAAUAUAAGAACGGAAAUUCUUCAGCAGGAAACCAUGGCAAGACGAUUUGCAAAUUUUGAAUCGUCCUCCGCUCAAGAUGAGUUUGAAGUUGAUGAUGCUGGUGAAGAAGAUGUCUUUGAAGAUGCAGACGACGCGCGACCAUCGGGUUCUGGACGUAGUAGUAGUGCUGCUACUACUCGAGCUCAAAAGAAGCCUGCAGGUAAAGUUUAUUUCAGUCCUUUGGUUGACAAACAGGGUAUUGCUGCCUUGAUCAGACUUUUGUUUUCACCAUUGACAAUAAGCCAGAGAGAGCACAUUUAUCACGCAUUGCAAUACAUGUGUUAUAACAAACAGAGCAGGAUUGAGAUAAUGAGUUUGAUGAUUGCUAUAUUGAAUGAUUGCUUUACUAAUAACCGCCCUGCUCAGAAAGUCUACACCCAAGUUUGUAACAAAGCAGGUGGAAACAAAGACAGUAAGCAGCAGUACAAGCUACCAGUUGGUGCUACUCAAAUUUCUGUUGGUAUACAAAUUGUGGAAGCUGUUGAUUAUCUAUUGGAACGAAAUAAUCAUUUGAAGUACUUUUUGUUAACUGAGCAUGAAAACACGUUUAUUCUCAGAAAGGAUAAAAAGAGUGCUUCUAAAGAAUCAAAAUUCCCGAUUAACUACAUGUUGAAAAUUCUUGAUAACAAGUUGGUUACAGACGAUCAAACGCUUUUGGAUAUAUUGGCCAGAGUAUUCCAAGUUGCCAGUAGAGCGUUGCAUGCAUUGAAAAAUAGUGCAAAUGCUGAUGAUAAGGAUGAUGACAAGGAAAACGAAAAGGAAAAGGAAAAAGACAAGCCACAUGCUCCUCCUCCGCCUGUUAUUCCAGAUUCUAAUUACCGACUUAUUAUUAAAAUACUUACUGGUAAUGACUGUUCUAACACGACAUUCAGAAGAACAAUAAGUGCAAUGCAGAACUUUUCUGUAUUACCUAACGCUCAAAAACUAUUUUCUUUAGAAUUGUCGGAUAAGGCAAGUGAAUUGGGGCAAACCAUUAUAACUGAUUUGAAUAACUUGACCAAAGAGUUGGUAGCUGGUGGAGGCUCUGAUAGCAAGUCAUUUUCCAAAUUCAGUGCACAUUGGUCAGACCAAGCAAAAUUGUUGCGUAUCUUAACAGCUUUGGAUUAUAUGUUUGAAAAUAAGGAGAAGAAUAAAGAAAAAGGAAAAGAAGAUGAAAUUGAAGAAUUGACAGACUUGUACAAAAAGCUUGCUUUAGGUAGUCUUUGGGAUGCAUUAAGUGAGACCUUGAGAGUUUUGGAGGAGAAACCACAGUUGCAUAAUAUCGCAAAUGCUUUACUUCCACUUAUUGAGGCUUUAAUGGUGGUUUGUAAGCACAGUAAAGUGAGAGAACUCCCAAUCAAAGAUAUUUUAAAAUAUGAAGCCAAAAAGAUUGACUUCACCAAGGAGCCAAUUGAGUCAUUAUUUUUUUCUUUCACGGAUGAACACAAGAAGAUUCUUAAUCAAAUGGUGAGAAGCAACCCCAAUUUAAUGAGUGGUCCGUUCGGAAUGCUAGUUAGAAAUCCACGUGUUUUGGAAUUUGAUAACAAAAAGAAUUAUUUUGACAGGAAAUUACACCAAGACAAAAAAGAGAACCGAAAAAUGUUGGUUAGCGUUCGCCGUGAUCAGGUAUUUUUAGAUUCUUAUAGGUCCUUGUUUUUCAAGCCAAAGGAUGAGUUUAGAAACUCAAAAUUGGAGAUUAAUUUCAAGGGAGAGCAAGGUAUUGAUGCUGGUGGUGUAACUAGAGAAUGGUAUCAAGUUUUGAGUCGACAAAUGUUUAAUCCUGAUUAUGCAUUGUUUACACCAGUUGUAUCUGAUGAAACCACUUUCCAUCCAAACAGGACUUCGUAUAUUAAUCCUGAACAUUUAUCUUUUUUCAAAUUCAUUGGGCGUAUUAUUGGUAAAGCUAUUUACGACAACUGCUUUUUGGACUGUCAUUUUUCACGAGCCGUGUAUAAGAGGAUAUUGGGUAAGCCUCAAUCUUUGAAGGAUAUGGAGACUUUAGAUUUAGAGUAUUUCAAAUCAUUGAUGUGGAUGCUUGAAAAUGACAUUACUGAUGUUAUCACUGAGGACUUUUCUGUUGAAACAGAUGACUAUGGUGAACACAAGAUAAUCGACUUGAUUCCUAAUGGUAGAAAUAUUCCUGUUACUGAAGAGAAUAAAAACGAGUACGUUAAGAAAGUUGUUGAAUAUAGAUUGCAAACAUCUGUUGAAGAACAAAUGGAGAAUUUUUUGAUUGGGUUCCAUGAAAUUAUCCCCAAGGACUUGGUUGCCAUUUUUGAUGAAAAGGAAUUAGAACUAUUGAUUUCUGGGUUGCCUGAUAUUGAUGUAUCGGACUGGCAAAAUCAUACUUCCUACAACAAUUACUCUCCUCUGUCGCUUCAAAUACAAUGGUUCUGGAGAGCUGUCAAAUCAUUUGACAAUGAAGAGAGAGCCAGAUUAUUGCAAUUUGCUACUGGGACUUCCAAAGUGCCAUUGAACGGUUUUAAGGAGUUAAGUGGUGCCAGUGGAACUUGUAAAUUCAGUAUUCAUCGUGAUUAUGGUUCUACAGAUAGAUUACCCUCGUCGCAUACAUGCUUCAAUCAAAUUGAUUUACCUGCUUACGAUUGUUAUGAAACUUUGAGGGGAUCUUUGCUAAUGGCUAUAACUGAAGGGCACGAAGGUUUCGGACUAGCAUAA
Candida albicans SC5314 is the source of this 9861-nucleotide messenger RNA. It is a transcript of the gene TOM1, whose product is annotated as E3 ubiquitin-protein ligase. The record is from RefSeq and is a predicted model, not a curated record. NCBI's taxonomy places the organism in Eukaryota, Fungi, Ascomycota, Pichiomycetes, Serinales, Debaryomycetaceae. The coding region runs from base 1 to 9861 and encodes 3286 amino acids. Gene Ontology annotation, biological process: proteasome-mediated ubiquitin-dependent protein catabolic process; protein polyubiquitination; positive regulation of protein catabolic process. The transcript has a single exon. Gene Ontology annotation, molecular function: ubiquitin-protein transferase activity.